AUGACCAUCGGCGUCAUGGGUGAUGGUCAGAACAAGAGUGUGCAUCCCUUCUUCAAAAAGCCCCAAGUGCCUGCUCCCCAAUCCUUACCCGAGAUUGCGCACUCAAUUCUACCUGGAGAUACCUCACCUGGAGCCGAUCCUUCCACGUCACAACCCGAAGCCUCACUGGUGUCCGAGACAGGCAAUGGCAGGAAGACUCGCCCCAGAAAGGCCAAGGAGAAGCCGGAGCCUGCAUCGAACCUCGAGUCCAUCGAGGCUACGACAUCUACACGCCGCAAGAGACGCAAGCUGAGCCUUCCCGAUCAUGUCGCUAUCUCUGAUCGAGGCUCCGAAGACAUGGUGCCUCAGCCUUCAAGCCCGACUUCACUCCCAUCAUCACAUCCUGCCAACAGUCAGUCCGACGACACAUGCCACAACACGAGUCAGCAGCUUGAAUCGAAUCCUAGCCAUCAGAGCACCCCAAAGAGCACGACGCCGAGGAAGAUGUUGAAACUGAGCACUGGUGGUACUCUGGUCUCUCCUUCCGCUAAGCCGUUACCAGCCAAAGAAGAUGUUCCAACCAAAAAGUCAUCAAAACGUGGAAGACCGAAGAAAGAGAAGCAAACGCUUGUCGUGGCAUUAAAAUACUCCUCUGACGAGGAUCUGGGACAACGCAUAGCGCGUAUCCUUGAUGGCUCUGAGACCUUCUGUCUUCCGAAGCCUGUUUCAAUGGCCCCACCACCCAAGCCAAAGGCCCCCAAACCGGAUCCUUCGAAACCAACACAUCCAUUCUUUUCUGGGAAGCCGAAAGACACCCCCCAACCUCCUGCUGCUUCCCUGAAAAAAUUCCUAGAUCCAAAGGUCAGUCAUAUACUUAGCCCGCGGAGGCCUUCGGCUGUGACCCCUGGCAAGUUGCGAGCACAAGCACGAGAAAAUGGCUCAAGGACGGUGAGCGAAUCGGCAAGCUUCCCGCAGUUCGGUUCGAACAGAGAUCGUAACGUUAUCAAACAACCAGGUAUGGUCGAAGCACCCUUUCCAUCAAAAGGCAAUGCUCACGUACGGGGUGAGUUUUAUUACCACCCAGGCCGGUUUCAACGAGACAUGUCAGUCCCUGUGCCUCGUUCGACUCGCAAAAUGAAGUACAAAAUACCCCUCCUGGACCCAUCUGAGAGUGCGCUUACUCAUGUGGAACGCGGUCUUGAUUUCCAUCAAAAGGACACACCAAGACCAGAUGGGUUUCACAAUCCUCCUGCUUCGCUACGCGUUCCCACACGCCAUCUCGUUCCUGGUUCUCGGGCUCAGAAGUGGAUAAGCAACGAGCUUCACGCUCAACCUCUAGUGGAUGAGCUCGAAUCAAUAUCGGGAUCUCAUCACCAUCAUUCACAUCCAGCUUGCGAGGAUCUCUUUCAUGGGAUGUCAGAUAACCUCACACCUUUCGAUCAAGGACGAUCAGAAGUGCAAGCCUGGGCUCAGAAAUACUCACCUCGGCUUGCGGCCCAGGUUUUGCAACUUGGAAAAGAAGCUACAUAUCUAAGGGACUGGAUGAAGGCUUUGACAAUCAGUGCAGUCGAAACAGUCGGCUCUCAUGUCCCCAAGCACGACAAGGCGGACCGUGAACGAGGACCGAAGAAAAAACGCCGUAAGAAGGCUGCAGAGUUGGAUGAUUUCAUUGUUAACGACGAUGACUUCUACAAUGACGCAGAAGAACUCGUUGAGUUGAAUCGCACCUUGCCUUUGAGAGUAGGCCAGAAGCCAUCUCUUGUGCGUGACAUCGACUUCGGCAACCAGUCCAAUCGCUCACAAAUCAUGAAUUCGGUCAUUUUGAGUGGGCCUUCCGGCAGCGGAAAGACUGCCAUGGUUCAUGCUGCCGCAAAGGAGUUGGGUUUCGAGAUAUUCGAGAUCAACCCGGGUUCACGCAGAAGUGGUAAAGACGUGCUCGACAAGAUUGGGGACAUGGUAGAGAACCAUCUCGUGCAGAAUAUUUCUGGUGACACCGGCAACACAUCCGCUGAUGAAGAUGCUGGACGACUUUCAGAUGCUUUUAACAAAGACCUCGAAUCAGGUCGCCAAGGUACCAUGAAAUCAUUCUUUACGUCGAAACCAAAAUCAGUUUCACAACCCAAGAAGCAAGAAAAGAAACCGAAACUGAGCGUCGAUCAGGUUCAGAAGGUGUUGUCAUCUUCGAAGCCAUCACGAGGACAAAAGCAGUCCCUCAUAUUACUUGAAGAAGUCGACAUCAUGUUUGAGGAAGACAAGAACUUCUGGUCCACCAUCUUUACCUUGCUUCAAAACUCGAAGCGACCGAUCAUUAUGACCUGCAAUGAUGAGGACCUUGUACCCCUCCAAGCUAUCACAUGUCAAGGAAUUUUACGUUUGUCAGCUACGCCUGCAGAGAUUGCUGUAGAUUACAUGCUCUUGUUGGCAGCUCGAGAGGGUCAUUUACUGUACCGUGACGCGGUAUCGACGCUCUAUGAUGCCAAAAGUCAUGAUCUACGUGCAAGUAUUGCCGAAUUGCAGCUAUGGUGUCAGAUGGGAGUUGGGGAUCCUCGCGGAGGACUGAGUUGGAUUUUCCCAAGAUGGCCAACUGGAACAGGACUCGACGAAUACGGUCAACCCAUCAGAGUCUUCAGCGAGAACACAUAUCAAGCAGGUAUGGGAUUUGUGGCUCAUGAAACAGAUUUUUCUCUACAAGACACCCAGGGCGAUGAACUGCUCAAGGAGAUGUGGGAAGGCUGGGAGAUUGAUCCACGCGAACAGCUGUUUUCAGAUAUCACAAGCGACCAGCUUUCUUCACAGGAUCCGCAAUUACGCAUGGCCGCACUCAAAGAAUACUCAAGCAUAUCUGACAGUCUCGGGGAUAUGGACGUGUUCUGCCGUGUCGGUCUUCCUGGCAUGCAAGAUGUUCAAAUAGAUGCGACGCAGCCUGAACUGCCUCAAAAGACACGCCUGAGCUACAUCCAUGGCAUGGCACUACUUCAGACUCCCGAGGUCCUCGACUACAGCACUAUCGAUACUCAGCUUGCGGUGUCCGGCUCUCGUCUCAUCCGUAAAGUUUUCUCGAAUCAUCUACACCCUUCACCUACGAGCCUCAUAAACCAGGUGAUCGAGUCAAAAUCGCCAAGCUGCACGUCACGCCGGCUCACUCGUGCAGACAUCUCGUCAGCGUUCGACACAGUUGCUACCAUGAUCACUACUCCGACAAGCGGUCCGCCAAGUCUUGCUUACUCCGUGUUCGAUGGUCCCCUCAAUACUGUGGUCACUGAUGUAGCCCCCUACGUGCGAAGCAUUGCAGCCUACGACCUCGCCCUCGAAACACAUCGUGGGAAGCUACAGGGUAGUAGUCAAGGUUCGGCAAGUGGCGCUGGAAGCAAACGUGCUCGGACAACCCGAGCUGCUCGCAGCGCUCUUGAAGGUGGAAAACGACAGCUGACCCGCCGAGAACGGUGGUUUGACCCCAACUUCGAUCUUGGUCUCGCUUUGCAAACAGCUGGCGACUGGCCUCGCGUCGAGGCCGCUCUUGCAGAGACUCGACUGCACAGUCCUGAUCUCGAUAUUCAUAUGCAAAUGGAGUAA
Messenger RNA from Aureobasidium pullulans EXF-150, 3552 nucleotides. RefSeq names its product P-loop containing nucleoside triphosphate hydrolase protein. Gene Ontology annotation, molecular function: DNA binding; ATP hydrolysis activity; ATP binding. The coding region runs from base 1 to 3552 and encodes 1183 amino acids. Gene Ontology annotation, cellular component: nucleus. NCBI's taxonomy places the organism in Eukaryota, Fungi, Ascomycota, Dothideomycetes, Dothideales, Saccotheciaceae. The record is from RefSeq and is a predicted model, not a curated record. The transcript has 2 exons.